AUGAUAUAUACUCUGACCAUAACUUCAACAUCACCUCCCCACCAUCAGCUUACCACGCUAGACCCGAACAUCAACGAAAUUGCAAACAUACUGGAGCAUCGGUGCUUAGCCCGCCGACCGCGCGUAUACAUCGAUAUAUGGACACCUCCGCACCAACAACCCUUGCCCACUGCUCACAAAAGGUUACAGCGUGGAGGUCGGGUCUCAUCCAGAGCGCCACGGAUUGGGUACUACGUUGAUACAUGUUGCUUCAUCGGACUGGAGAGGGGCAAGUUGAUUUCGAUUUUUCACAACUUUUGCGUUAUUCGCAGAGUAGUGUGAUUGGUUGGCGAGAUCUUAUCCUGAGGAGGUGACUACGGGGGACCUCUCCGGUAACCUCCCUCAAGCUUCCGUCGCAAACAGGGUAAUCCUUAUUUUUUUCUCCUCCCACCUGCGCCCUUCACAACUAACUGCCCUUCCACCGAGGCAACAAAAUUCCAACUCCCAAGGCGAGAACAAACCUUCUUGUCCCGGCUUGAUAAAACCAUCGCCAACAUAGCCAUACUAGCCACCUCCCUUUACCCCACCAUCUCCACUUGGUCACGAAAGUGCUGAUCUCCGACGCCAAAGCCCGCACCGCAAUACAAGCCUUGGACAAGCUGGCCAUCCUCUCGCUCCUCUCUACGAUAAUCGCCGAAAUAUUCCGCGAAUCACUCGCAAAAUGGAUCUCAUAGCUGGAGGAAGUCCUUGUGAAGAUUCAGCGAGCAACGGAUAACAACGAGCUUGUGCGCAGGCUGGCAGACUGUAGAAAGGUUCUUGUAGGUCUUGCUAGUGUUCUCGGAGGGCUGUGGGUGUGGAUACGGUCGCCGAUGAGGUACAGGAGCGAAGGAAGGAACUCAGUGCGAUCAGUAGGAUAAUCGGCAAGCAGACAGGCACCACUGCUCAAAUAGAGCACGGGGAGGUGGAGGGGCAGCUUGAGCUUGUAGGGGACGGCGCAGGGGCGGAAACACAGGAUCGAAGAGGAUGAAGAUGUUAGAAUCCUGGAUGCUGCUCGGCAUGCUCAUGACUUUGUUGUCUUGUCCGCCGGCAUAUCCGUCCACCGGCACCUCCACCCGUCGGUUGGCAUCACUACCCGUCCAUCCACCAGUCUGCAUAUUUGCUGAACGUUCCCGGAGCCGGCCGCUUGUUCGUUCCCGCCUCUUCGCCCCUCCCGCCACUUGUUUCUUGGCGCAUUUGCUUUCUUCGGGCGGAGGUUUCCGUUGUGCGCUUUGGAAAAGCGCUUCCGACGGAGAAGGAUAUGAACGGCAAGUGAUUUCUGGACCGUCGGGAGUCUUUAUUCCUGUAUUUCAUUUGUUACCACGGGAGCCUGGGGGGCAGUGGGAGCACGGAUGACAAUGGGCGCUCGGAAGGUAAUUGUAGAGUCUUUGAGGAGUCUAUUGUUCACUCUUUUGUUAGCAUGGUUGAUAGGAUGGGAGGGCGCAGAGGAAAUGGAGCUGAGUGUGGGAGGUGUUAGAGAUACCGAAAUACGGUGAUCUCAGGAAGGAUAGGAUACGUGAUCAUUGUCGUUUAUUUAUACUCCUGUCUUUUCCUGUCAGUUAGUUUAGUGAGCUGUGGAACCCUUGGAU
This is a messenger RNA of Tuber melanosporum (Perigord truffle), 1604 nucleotides long. RefSeq lists its product as uncharacterized. NCBI's taxonomy places the organism in Eukaryota, Fungi, Ascomycota, Pezizomycetes, Pezizales, Tuberaceae. The transcript has 2 exons. Bases 1 to 321 code for a protein of 106 amino acids. The record is from RefSeq and is a predicted model, not a curated record.